AUGUACAUACAAACACACAGCCUUGACCACAAACAGCUUUUGAUUAUUGAAAUAGAAAAUCAUUAUUCAUCUUCUCCAUCAUUAAAAUCCACGACGUCGACGCCGCAGCAAAAUACAGGAAAUGGAUUUAACGAAUCCCCCAUUUUUCUUCCCAAUAUUCAUUCCAAUAAUAAUAAUAAUAAUAAUCAGGAUUACGACGUAUCGAAAUCAUACAAGCAAAAUAAUAAAUUAGAUGACGUAGAUGAAAUUAAAAUAGAAGAUACGAUAAGUCAAUUUUCCGGUUUAUUAUCGAAUUCGAAAAGUGUAAAUAAAACGAGAGAUUUUAAUUCGAGUCAAAUUCAACCGUUAGAUUCUCAUAUAAAUUACAUAAAUUUUUCAUCUGAUAAGGAUCCUGAUAUUUCCACGUCAAACGAUGAUAAAUUUCAGAACGCGAUUGUUGUAGGCGAUGAUGAUUUUAAUAUUAAUUCGGCGGAACCAUUUUCAAAUUCUGUUAAUUCCGCUCCUCCGAUAAUCAAUACAAAUUCGAGAGAUCAAACGACGCCAUCGACUUCGAGUUCGAACAGUAUCGAUAUCGGUACUUAUAGCGGAAGCGAAUUGAGAUUAAGAAGACGCGGAAACGAGCAUCAUUCGAGCGGUAACAACAGCAGACGACUUUAUCGUAAUAAUUACGGUUCGAAUAACGUAAAGGUAAAAAAUAAAAAACCGUUAAUAUCAAAAAGUGCGAAUAAAAUCGGUGUUAGCAGAAGUCCUUUUCCAACGAAUUCAAAACCGUUUGAAAAACCUAAAGAAAGUUUAGAAACUUGUUUCAAUCAGGAAGCUAACAUGUUAGGUUUGAAUUCUCUUGUGAGACUUUUACGUCAUCAUCCUUCCAUCGUAUUAGGACAAUUACAUAGUAUUAUAGUAGCUCUAGGACAACAAAUAAGAAAUCUUAGAUCUCAGGUUGCUCGUACAGCUUGUCAAGUGUCUGCCGAAAUGUUUCUCAUACUAAAAAGAAACGUGGAAUUAGAUUUAGAAGAAUUGUCAGGACCUUUAUUUCACAGAUCCGCUGAUACAAAUCGAUUCAUAAGAGCUGAUUGCAACGAUGCUUUAGAUAACAUGGUUGAUAAUGUUGGACAUGCCAAGGCAGUCAGCGUUAUCAUAUCCAAAGGAAUCAUGCAUCAGAAUGCUACCGUAAGAGCUGUUGCUGCCAGAUUACUGUUGAGGUUAUCAGAAAAAGUUGGUCCUGAAAAACUUUUAUCCCUACCUAAAGAAAUCCGAGAAAAAAUGUUAUUAUCGGGAGCUAAUUUACUAACGGAAGGGAAAUUGGAAACAAGAGCGUUUGCCAAACAAGUCUUUCGAAUAUGGUCUUCUCAUCCUUCAUUUAAUAAUCUUUUGUUGGAAGCUGUUCCUCCAAAUAUUAUGCGUCAAAUUAGUAAAACAUUAAUUUCUAUUAAAUCAUAA
Molecule: messenger RNA, 1440 nt
Organism: Pediculus humanus corporis (human body louse)
Lineage: Eukaryota; Metazoa; Arthropoda; Insecta; Psocodea; Pediculidae
Exons: 9
Coding region: 1-1440 (479 amino acids)
Biological process (GO): microtubule cytoskeleton organization
Cellular component (GO): cytoplasmic microtubule; cilium
Molecular function (GO): microtubule binding
Source: RefSeq, a predicted model, not a curated record